Molecule: messenger RNA, 1357 nt
Organism: Piliocolobus tephrosceles (Ugandan red Colobus)
Lineage: Eukaryota; Metazoa; Chordata; Mammalia; Primates; Cercopithecidae
Product: sarcoplasmic reticulum histidine-rich calcium-binding protein
Exons: 6
Molecular function (GO): calcium ion binding
Source: RefSeq, a predicted model, not a curated record
GACCCCAGCCACAGACACCGAGGCCACAAAGAAGAAGAAGAAGAAGAUGAUGAUGAUGAUGAUGAUGAUUAUGAUGAUGAUGAUGAUGUCUCUACUGAGUAUGGACACCAGGCCCACAGGCACCAAGACCACAGAAAGGAAAAGGAUGAGCCUGUCUCAGGUGAACACCACAAUCAUGUCCCUGACCACAGGCACAAAGGCCACAGAGAAGAGGAAGAAGAUGAGGAUGUGUCCACUGAACAUUGGCACCAGGGUCCCCAACGUGUCCACCAUGGCCUUGUAGAUGAGGAAGAGGAAGAAGAGGAGAUCACAGUCCAGUUCAGCCACCGUGUUGCAAGCCACCAACCUCAAGGCCACAAGAGUGAUGAAGCGGACUUCCAAGAUGAGUAUAAAACAGAAGUCCCCCACCAUCACCACCACAGAGUCCCCAGGGAGGAAGAUGAGGAGGUCUCCGCUGAGCUUGCCCACCAGGUCCCCAACCACAGGCAAAGUCACCAAGAUGAAGAAACUGGCCAUGGUCAAAGAGGGUCCAUCAAAGAGAUGAGCCAUCACCCCCCAGGACACACAGUGGUCAAGGAUAGAAGCCAUGUGAGGGAGGAUGAUUCUGAGGAGGAAAAGGAGAAGGAAGAGGACCCUGGCUCCCAUGAGGAAGAUGAUGAAAGUUCAGAGCAGGGAGAGAAAGGCACCCACUAUGGCAGCCGGGACCAGGAAGAUGAGGAGGAUGAGGCGGAAGGUCAUGGCCUCAGCCUGAAUCAGGAGGAGGAAGAAAAGGAAAACAAGGAGGAGGAGGAGAAAGAAGAGGAGGAGAGGAGGGAAGAGAGGGCUGAAGUUGGGGCCCCACUGAGCCGAGACCACAGCGAGGAGGAGGAGGAGGAGGAGGGGCUGGAGGAAGAUAAGCCCCACUUCACCAUCAUCCCCAACCCACUGGACGGGAGAGAGGAGGCUGGCGGUGCCUCCUGUGAGGAGGAAAGCGGUGAGGACACAGGUCCACAGGACGCUCAGGAGUACGGGAACUACCAGCCAGGGUCCCUGUGUGGCUACUGCUCCUUCUGCAAUCGAUGCACUGAAUGUGAGAGCUGUCACUGUGAUGAGGAGAACAUGGGUGAGCACUGCGACCAGUGCCAGCACUGUCAGUUCUGCUAUCUCUGCCCGCUGGUCUGCGAAACGGUCUGCACUCCAGGAAGCUACGUCGACUAUUUCUCCUCGUCCCUAUAUCAAGCCCUGGUGGACAUGCUGGAAACGCCGGAACCCUGACCCAGUCGCUCGACUGCGACACAGCGGUACCUCCCUUUGCCUUCCAACCCCUUUCCAUGAGCCAUAUUUAUUUCUCUGAAUAAACGUGCUCCCCGAAACCUCA